Messenger RNA from Ziziphus jujuba (common jujube), 1107 nucleotides. RefSeq lists its product as uncharacterized. Gene Ontology annotation, biological process: protein methylation. Lineage: Eukaryota; Viridiplantae; Streptophyta; Magnoliopsida; Rosales; Rhamnaceae. Gene Ontology annotation, cellular component: nucleus. The transcript is spliced from 8 exons. Gene Ontology annotation, molecular function: protein methyltransferase activity. The record is from RefSeq and is a predicted model, not a curated record. Bases 86 to 808 code for a protein of 240 amino acids.
GAGGCCCAUAACAAAAUGUGAGACAUUAAUGGUUAAAAGUCGCAGGAACAAAAAAGACGCAGACUUCGCACAAACAUAUUAGCAGAUGGAAAGAGAAAAAGAAGAAGAAGAAGAGGAAAUAGUGUGCUUAGAUGAGUCUUUCUUCAUCAAUGACAAUUACCAGCUGACGACGUUUACAUUUGGGUCCCAAGUCAUUCAGCUCUUCUGUCUCCACUCUGCUUCUACUGAUUUCGAUCUGACAGGGCAGUUGGUAUGGCCUGGAGCUAUGCUUUUGAAUGAUUACAUAUCAAAGAACUCUGAACUGCUGCAGGGCCGCUCUGUUAUUGAACUGGGCUCUGGUGUUGGUAUUACAGGAAUACUUUGUAGCAGAUUUUGUCGUGAAGUUGUUUUAACAGACCAUAAUGAGGAAGUACUCAGGAUCCUGAAGAAAAAUGUGGAAUUGCAUUCAUCAUCUCAGAAUCAUAAUGGUAGUUCUGGAUUAGCCGCUGAAAAACUAGAAUGGGGAAAUUCUGAGCACAUCUACCACAUUUUAGAAAAAUAUUCAAGAGGAUUUGAUCUUAUUCUUGGAGCUGACAUUUGCUUUCAACAGGCAAGCAUUCCUUUGCUUUUUGACACAGUGGAAAAACUCCUCCGAUUUAGAGGACAAGGACAAUGCAAAUUCAUACUAGCCUACAUAUCCCGAGCAAAAGUCAUGGAUUCAAUGGUAAUCAAUGAAGCUACACGGCAUGGGCUGGAGAUAAACGAAAUAGCUGGGACUCGAAGUGUCGUUGGAAAUCUGGGAGGAACUAUCUUUGAGGUCACCCUUUGAGAGAACCAUGAACUUUUUUUCUGAUAAAACACAAAUUUUCAGUAAGAUAGAUAGUGUUAGCUUUGUGCAAGGGAGGUGGAGGGAAACUGAUAGUUGGGUGAGCAAGAAUAGAGGUAUCACAUUGUUCAGUGAGAGCCCUACUAUGAUUUUGGGAAAUUGUCUGGCUAUCAACAGGAUUUAUGUAUGACUACCCCUUUAAUUCAUGGAAUUUUGUAAGUUUUGGAGAUCAUUCUUAUUUUUAGUUUUAACAGAACAGGUUUUGGUGUCCUUAACUGUAUAAAAUGGGGUUAUUUAUUUUA